AUUCAGCUGUCCUCACAUCAACAUGAACUCCCCUGAACUGUUACCGAGACUUUCGUCUGACCUGCAGACUGUUUCUAUGGCCAGUAUCAGUCCGAGAAGCGACUUUAUGAAGAGUUAAAUCCUGGAAUGUCGCUCCUGGAUCACAACUGUGGGUUAGCUGAGCAUUUUCAACUCAUCAAAUCAGUUUUAGUCACUGUUUUCGCGGUUACACCGCACUGCACAGCGGCCCGGAACCUGGUCGUCAUGGAAACGGUUUGUUGUUUCUGAGCGAUGAAAGGGGCCAAAACACCCGAACAAUUCUGAACACAAGCAAAGACUGGGAACACAAAGUGGCUAAACUACUUAAGGUGAUGCAAUGUCAGAGCAUGAUGUCAUCGACUUCUCUGCGUUGGAGCGAGAGCUGCAGGCGGCGGUUGAGUCCGAGCAGAGGUACAGCCGAGAGAACGAAGCUAAACUGAGAGCUGUGAGUCAGAGAGUCGGCUCCUACAACGAGUUCAGAGACCUGGUCCUGGCCUGUCACCUGAAGCCUCUGGAAAAGAAGGACAAGGAUGGAGCGCCACGGAAACAACCCUGGAACCCUGUCACCUCAAACAAUAAGUGAUGUCUGGUCACCAUAGCAACAAGGAAUACUGACAGUUUUUUAAUACUUUAAUUUUUACUGUGGAAACAGCGUACCCCCAGGACCUUAAAUCCUUACCUUUCAGUUCUGUGGUGGAACAUUUUCAGGUACAACAGGUUUUUAAAUGUUUAUCUUCAGAAGUAGGAGAACCCAUAAAGAACUAGGUCAUCUGUACGUACGUAUGACAAAUUCUCCAGACUUGGAGAUAUGUGCUUUUCUCUGGACAGUGGAUACGAUCACAUGGGGCAGUGACAUUUAUUAGACACAAAGACAGAUGUAAAUGAACCAAUAACUGCUUUAUUCUUUCUCUGGUUUCCUCAGUUGUUACUGGAAACAAAACCAUUGUUCCCAUUCCCACUAUCUAAACACUCCAGUUUCAUGAAAUCUGAUGUUGGUCUGUGAUCAGAGCUGCACUGACUCCCUGUGACCAGGAGCUGUUAUUAGUGCGGCCACAGUCACAAAUAAAAGGUGGAAACGUACUCAGCUGAAAAUCAAACUUUAGUAGAAGCCCCAGCAGCAGCAAGCUGUACUCAGGGAACAAAAUGAUUUCACAGUCCAAAAAAGUCUGUGAUGCAUGGAUGUGGCAGAAUUUAAAGCAGUAGCACCAAAAACGCCUUAAAGCCAAAACAAGUCCACAUUCUGGAGGUUUUUACCUGACAAGAUGUUAACCUCAAAGAUCUGCAGUUGUUCAUAUGUAAAUACAGUAAAAUGGGUGGAAAAAACUCAAAACACUGUGUACUUAUUUUAUUAAACUGAGUUUCUUUAAUGUGGUUAAUAUACUUAUUUUAUUAAAC
Molecule: messenger RNA, 1413 nt
Organism: Monopterus albus (swamp eel)
Lineage: Eukaryota; Metazoa; Chordata; Actinopteri; Synbranchiformes; Synbranchidae
Gene: dnaaf19
Product: dynein axonemal assembly factor 19
Exons: 3
Coding region: 356-601 (81 amino acids)
Biological process (GO): epithelial cilium movement involved in extracellular fluid movement; determination of left/right symmetry; inner dynein arm assembly
Cellular component (GO): outer dynein arm
Source: RefSeq, a predicted model, not a curated record